UCAUUAGACACGUCACCCGAGGUUACAGCAGUUCGAGAGGAAGCGUUGCGGAAUCAACAAGUGGCCUUUUUUUGUGUUCAGGUAACUCGUAUUCAGUAUCGUAGAUAUUCAGAUAAUUUUCCAAGACAGAAGGCAUCUUUUUCAAGAAUGGGUUGGUGUGCGAUACAUUUGGCAAUUUUAGCAGUUGUGAUGACAAGCAUCUGUGCAGACAUGAUGCGGAAAAGCAUUGUUUUCGACGAAAAGAAUCCUAAAUAUUUCUAUUGUCCCCAAGAAAAGCCAAAAGGGAUGAACAAGAUGCUAGUGAAGGCCAGGCCUAUUGACAAGUUGUGCGAGUACGAAGGACAGCCACCGAAAGAAUUCAAAUCGGACUGCUACAAUGACAUUGACGAGUCUGAUUACGCAUGCGCCGAAAAGGAAAGGAUUAUGAUGAGACUUAAUCCACCUAAUGACACAGAAACCACGACUAUGCCGACUACAACAGCCAAGACAUACUACAAGACGAAACCCAAGAAAUUGUAGAAUUCCAUUAACUUUUAUUAACACAGGAAACUUAUGGCAGCUAUCAAAUUGCAUUAAUUUAUGACUUAUUUUUUAUUUAUGUUUACAACUAUCCUUCACAAUUUCGUGUUGUUAAUAUUUUAUUUUUUAUCUUUAACUACUCUUUUUUAUGUUUUUUUUUUGUGUGUUGGAAAAAACACAGUGGGCAGUUUUAGUAUCUGUGAUGUAUUUUUGAAAAUGGAGGAUCAUUAAACUUAUGCUUUUGUAA
Molecule: messenger RNA, 766 nt
Organism: Argiope bruennichi
Lineage: Eukaryota; Metazoa; Arthropoda; Arachnida; Araneae; Araneidae
Exons: 4
Coding region: 148-519 (123 amino acids)
Source: RefSeq, a predicted model, not a curated record